This is a messenger RNA of Condylura cristata (star-nosed mole), 837 nucleotides long. It is a transcript of the gene NPM2, whose product is annotated as nucleophosmin/nucleoplasmin 2. Gene Ontology annotation, molecular function: histone binding; RNA binding; chromatin binding. Gene Ontology annotation, biological process: chromatin remodeling; positive regulation of DNA replication. The record is from RefSeq and is a predicted model, not a curated record. The transcript is spliced from 9 exons. Gene Ontology annotation, cellular component: nucleolus; cytoplasm; nucleoplasm. The coding region runs from base 66 to 698 and encodes 210 amino acids. NCBI's taxonomy places the organism in Eukaryota, Metazoa, Chordata, Mammalia, Eulipotyphla, Talpidae.
ACAGGCUGCCCGCCCGGGACCGUCGCGAGGCUCUGUACUCUCCCGAGCUCCCACUGCCCAGCGACAUGAAUCGCAGCAGCUGCACAGCUGAGAAGGCAGCAACCACCUUGCUGUGGGGCUGUGAGCUAAACCAAGAGAAGCCAACCUGGACCUUCAGACCCCGGAAGGAGGGGGGGCAGGACUGUAAGCUGCUGCUGACAAUGAUUUGCUUGGGGGAGAAAGCCAAAGAGGAGGUGAACCUCGUGGAGCUCCUGCCCCCAGCAUGUCAGGAGGACAAGAAGACCAGGCCCAUUGUCAUCGCCUCGCUUAGGGCCUCGGUGCUUCCCAUGGUCAUCACUUCAGGGCUGGAAUUUUCCCCUCCAGUCACCUUUCAGCUCCGGGCUGGUUCUGGACCUGUGUUCCUCAGUGGCCUGGAGAGUUAUGACACCUCUGACCUGUCCUGGGAAGAGGAGGAGGAGGAAGAAGAGGAAGAGGAGGAGCUGGAGGAAGAGGAGGAAGAGGACGAUGAUGACAUAGAUGUGCUUGAGGAGGAGACCCCUGUCAAGCAAGUCAAGCGGCUGGCACCCCAGAAGCAGGCAAGUGUCGCUAAGAAGAGAAGGAUGGAAAAAGAAGAGGAAGAAGUAAGAUCUAAAGACAAGAGUCCUGUGAAAAAGGCCAGAGUCACACCUAAGCCUAAAAAAUUGGGAUCUAAGAAAUAAGGAGCCUCCAUAAUGAAGGCCGGGAGACCACCCUGCAGAGUGACCACUAGCCUCGGGGUGCCACACCAAACCCCCUCCAUCUGAGUCUGAAUGUGAUGCAGGUGUUGGGGGUUGAACACAGGAAACCCUCUCCCCAGCU